CACACACACCGUGAUGUCAUUUCAGCGGCUGUGUGUGCACCGGAUGACUGGACGGACACAGACUGUUACUAACGGAUAAGUAACAUUAACUGGACCUCUGCUCUUGUCGUGGGACUUUAAUCCAUGUUUGAAUGAACCAUGUGGCCGCGGACACAGACUCAGUUUGGGGCUGUGUGGAGAGCGCAGAAGUUCAGACUUUAACCAUGGAAACUAAAGGGAAGCGGACAACAGCAAAGUCAGCCCCGCAGAUAACGGACCAAUGGACGAUGUGAAAACUGGACCAAACCGGGACUGAACCUCGUGCCCGGCUGUCCUCCCGCUUCGUGUCACCCUCCUCUCCGUGCCAGAUGCCUCCGCGGGGCGAUGGGAGCUACAAGCCGGCACCGGUGCCCCCUGCUCCGCCUGUCCCACCGAGGAGGGUCCGGAGCCGGGACAGGGGCUCCGGCAGGACGCGGCGGUCCGGGGCAGGAGCAGGGGCAGGAGCAGGGGCAGCGGAGAGGCGGGUGAAGUGUGUGCUGGUGGGGGACGGAGCUGUGGGGAAAACCAGCCUGGUGGUCAGCUACACCACCAACGGCUAUCCCACCGAGUAUGUCCCGACUGCGUUUGACAACUUCUCAGCGGUGGUGUCAGUGGACGGGCAGCCAGUCAAACUACAACUCUGUGACACAGCUGGACAGGAUGAGUUUGACAAGCUGCGUCCUCUGUGCUACACCAGUGCAGACGUGUUCCUGCUGUGCUUCAGUGUUGUCAGUCCGGCCUCUUUCCAGAACGUUCCUGAGAAGUGGGUCCCAGAGAUCCGCAGACAUGCCCCCUUUGCUCCGCUCGUCCUCGUUGGCACCCAGUGUGACCUGAGAGAAGAUGUCAAGGUUCUCAUUGACCUUGCUAAGUAUCGGGAGCGGCCCGUGGACCCGGCAGACGCCCAGGACUGUGCGAUGGAGAUUGGAGCUGUGGCCUACAUGGAGUGCUCCUCUCUGACCCAAAAAAAUCUUAAAGAAGUGUUCGACACAGCCAUACUGGCCAGCCUGCAGAACUACAGCUCCCAAAAGCGCCCGAGAGGGAAGAAGAAACGACGAAAAAAACCAAGGCAGACACCAGACAAGAUGAAGAGUCUGUCAAAGUCAUGGUGGAAAAGGUACUGCUGUGUGGCCUAGAACAGACCUGUGAUGGGUUUGGGUCUUGCUGGUGGCGGGGUCCGAGACUUUGAUCCUCUGUUGACUUUAUCAUGGUCUGGAUUCAGCUUGGUUUGGGUUCUACCUGGACUUGUUUUCAGUUUGGGUUUCUCUCUAAUGGUGCCUGAUGUUGAGCAGGACCUCGACUGGAGUGUGGCUGAGAACCAAAGUAAGACUGUCAUGGAUCUAAAGUGCUUUUGUUCAAAGAGGAGGCUUUAGUCUUAUCGUGGAUUAGAUUUACUACUGAGCCCAGCCUGGUUCUAGCAGAACCUGCUCUGAAGCAGUGCUGCUGUGUGGUAGAACGAACCAGGGAUUUCUGUGCUUAAAUGUCCUCUUCCUAACCCAGUUUUAAUCUUAGCCUGGCUCUAGUAUCAGGUAGGUGCUCCCUGCGCUCCUGGAAUUGGAAACCGGUAUGACCCAGGGCUUUUUUUUGGCUAGCAGAUGAUCCUUUCCAAGUCAUGGUGAAUGUGAUAAUGUUGCCUAAACUGGCCCAGAUCUCCCAACCUACUAUGGAUUUAUGUAACCUCAUUAAGUAGCCUGGAAAGGACCUGGACUGUCUGCAGAUUAUACAUGUUAUUCAUGGUGACCUUAAUGAAACUGUAUCGAUUCUUAGCCAUUUUUCUGACUGGUUUCUAACUUUAGUUUGGUUUCCAAUACUCAUGAUUAGAAAGAACCCCACCUGAUCAUUUCAUCACUGAAUGUGAUUUAAGACAAAACUUAGUCAACAAAUCAAACCCAUGAUUAAAUUUAGAGCUGCUUUUUAUAACUGGGGUCAUUGUUGUUCUAAUGAAAGAAAUUACUUCAUUAAGCAGCUAAUAAUUUGAUCCUGGUCACAUGCACAGUUUACUGCUGUGUAGCCUACAAACCUAAUCUGGAGCCAGCAUCAUGGUUUGUAUUUUAUUUUAGUCUGGAUCUGUUCUGUGUGUAAGGUUAGAUCUGGCCUGGUCUUCAGUGUCCAGGUGCUGAUUGGCCCAGAAUGAAGCCAGACAGUGAGUAACUUUGGUAAAAUUCACAUUAUAUUUUAUUUGGAAAACAACUGAUGCCAAUGUCUUUCUUCCCCAUGAGGAUAAAAAUCUAUUUUUGCCUUGUUCAAAAUCAACACCUAUGUAUCUUUACUCAAGCAAGAUUUCCAAAAAAUAAUUGGACAGGGAAUCCUACAACAAUGUCUUAGUACUAGCAAAUGAUGUGGAACAAGACUGUCUGAAUAUUCAUGUGAUGAAUAAAAAGUCAAAUCUUUACCCAAGAAGACACAACACUGUAUCCAGGGGUCAGUGACCUACUUCAGGUUUUCACCGGUAGCUGUGCUAGUUUAUCAUCCUCAUCUAUCCUACGUUAGUACUGACAGACUGUAGAGUCUGUGAAAAUUGACUGGUACCAAUGUGGUUUGGUUAAAUACACAUUUGUGUUGUGGUGGUUGACUGUAGCCUGGCUCACACUUGUUCUUAAUGGGACAGGAGGACAUUUUGCAGUUUUGGUGUUUUGCUCCUCUUCACCAUGAUCAUGUUGUUCCUCAAGCAACAACAUUGCUCAGUACUGUAGCCCGGUGACUCCUCUAGAGCACAUUUUCCCACAUGUAAAGGAGGAACUCAGUCUAAAACUGAGAACAUCCUGUCAGCCAGUAACAUACAUCAGCAGGCACAAGUUACAACACUAUAUAUGGGUUUCAGAUAAUUGUACUGCUUGGGGCAUGUUUGAUUUAUGUUUCCAGAUACUGAAACAGCCUUAAGUGUGAGCACUUAGGAAAAAAACAAAAUGUGCUCAGCUAUUUGUUUGUGUAGGUUUGUAGCUAGAAAAUUAUUCUGAACAAGCAAAGUUGGGUUUUUCCAAGCUUUUUAAAGCAAUUGUGUAUGUAAGACUGUGAAGUUUGAAUUGUGUACAUAUACAGUGAAAUCUUUAGUAGUUAUGAACUAUAGUUUGAUUCAUCAUGUUUGUUGCUCUGCAUUUGCUCCAUUUACACAAAAAUCUGAUCUUUCUGCUUAUUACAGUGGCAUCAUUUCAACCACUCUGAAUCCAUGCUGCUUUCAUACUACAGAGACAUCCAUUGUCCAUCCUAUAUCUGCUGUAUGCUCUGUUAGUUCUGCAGCCUGUUCUCUCUCCAACAGAUUCAGUUUUAUAUGUAUAUGUAUAAGCAGAAAUAAAAAGGCAAACUGAAAUCCAAAAUGUGUGGCUGUCAAAUACUCAACUGCCACACCUUCCUUUAUACAUUGUAGUUGCUGAGAUAAGAACAAAACCCAAUAAUUUAACUAUUUCUCUGCAAUGUCUUCAUCUGAAUGGCUCUUUGUGUUAGAGUCACAGCAGCAGAAGGAAAAAGGGUGCAACCAGGUUGCAGUCUGUAAUGAACUGAAGUAGCUCUGCUGUGGUUUAGUGCAUAUGCAACAUAAUCAUCCAUACUAAUUAGACAUAAACACAAAAAGGACUUUCACUCUCACAUUUCUUUAUUCUAAACUUCUGUCUGGAAAAAAAUUUAAACCUUCGUCUGAGCAGUCACCCAGAGUUUGUAUGUUAAAAUGUCACGGUUCAAGGUCAACAUCUGCACAGUGUUCACUGUUCCACCUCACAACAUUUCAUUUGACAACUAAUAUUCAGCUGAUUUUGCUCAUAGUGAUUCACACCAGUAAUGUCAGCAAUAACUCUGCUGGUCUGGAGAGGGGUUUGGUAAAUCCUCAGCUCAGGGUGAGCAAUAAGUCAUAUACUUAGUGUGAAAUAAAUAUUAUUCCAGGAUCUGAAAACCCUGAGCCAACAGUAAUCUUACCACAGGAUUAAGAGUAGUAUGAAAGCCCUGUUAGAGAAAAAGUGAAGCAGAAGUUUUUCUGGUGUAUUUCUUCCCUGUAAACUUCAGCCAACUUUUUUCAAAGUUAGUUCUCUACUGGUGUGAAAUGGAUUGAGCUGUGGUGUGCCAUGAAAAUAAUGCUAUUUAGGAAGUUAAGCUUACUCAAAAAAACAAAAAACAAAACAAAACCCAGUUUGCUGUCUUUCAGGUGCACAUUUUAGUGGAGGAUCUGAUGAUACAAUACAGAUAUCAGUGCCUCAUUUUCACCCAGAUAGUCCCCAGUCUCUUUUAUACUUUUCUGUUAUACUCUACUAAGUUAAAUAUACAUUUGUGUAUAUGUAUAUACAUUUGUGUCCUAAGACACUGAACUUGAUGUUGGCACCAAAAUUUUGCUUUCUACUAGAUGAGCCUGCAAAAAAUGUCCUUAUGUAACUCAAACUGAUCCUCAUUUUUUGUACAGUCUGGCUACAAGCUGUAUACUAAUACCAAUAGGCUAUUUACAGUGUUGUUCUCCAAUACUAAUCUGAGAAUGCUGUGUUAAAUGUAAAGCUGUGACUUCUGAUUUUCAGUUACUGGAGCGGUUUAGUAGUUUUCUGCUAAAGAUGUUACAACUACAACUGAAUGGACUCACUGUGUCGAUGUCUUACUCAGGAUAGCAAAUGUAUUGUUUCUCACUGGGGAGAAGGCAUAAUAAGUUGCUUGUCUUGCUGUCUUGUCUGGAGCCUUGGGUGAUGGUGGAUUUAAGUAGGCUAAAGGUCACACAGACCCUUAUGAUAGCUGGCAUUUCCUCUGCCAGGUCUUACAAUUUUUUUUUUUUUUUUUUUUUUUUUUUUCCAGUUUUCAGUUUUUAAAUUCACAAUUUAUAGAGCAUAAGUUUCUCAUUACAGUGAGUUUGUUUGCAUGCAGCAUGUGAUCUUGGCCUGCAUUCAUACUGAGAAAAAUAUAAACCUGGGUUGAUUUAUUAAUGUUUAAAUACAUUAGAACACCAUGAAUGAUAUCUUGGUAUGUUGCCGCUCAGUUAGUCAACAAUAGCUUGCCUGUGUCUAGAAAAGGAUUUUACACGUAGAAUGAAUCCAUCUUUGUUCCGGUUCUCCUCUCUUUAUGUGGCCUAUAACACUAACAUAUAAAUUAGCUUGCGUUAUAAUCCUUUAAAGCGAGUAACUUCAUCUGAACAGCAUCCACUCUGGCCUUGACUGACAUUUAUGGGAUAAUGUUAUUUGCUGAAACACAGUAAUACAACUAGAGAGGAGUCCUAAAGCCAGCUAACUGACUCAGUAAUGUUUCUAACUGAGGUAAACAAACAUCAGCUAACAUAAGGUCCUGGUCCUACCAGACCAAGUAAGGCUGUAGCAGCAAAACCCUUAUGUGUAUUGAACUGAACAGUGGUGCAUGUUUCUGCUUUUAAAUCCAGUUUUUCAUGUGUAAGAUUAAGAUUGUGCUGUUCCUUGUUUCAAAAGUUAUGUAGUCUGACUUUAAUGUUUUAACUGCUUUUUAGAAGCCAGAAUAAGCUGGUUGAUCCUCAGCAGUAUGUGUCCUGUGUGACAGAUGUAUGGUUUUGUAACGUGGAACAGAUGGGUCUCAGAAAGUGAAGUGUAGUGUGUAAUGAAGAGACAUGAUGAUGACUGUCCGCUAGGUAGACAGAGUAUUGCGCUGCACAGUUGGUGUUUAGUUGGAGGUGAGACAGAAAUGUCAGUGUUGUGCGUUUGGCGUGUGCAAUGUCUGUGCUUUGACUUGCCAUAAAGACAUUUAGUGGUGGUCUAUCGGAGUAUAAUCACAGUGACUGGCUUCAGUUUGUGUGUUGGAACUGAUUUUGUGCCAAAAAAGAAUAAUAGACAGUUUUACUGUUAAUUAUCUGUACUGCUUACAUUGUGAUGUAUAGAAUGCUUAUGCUUAUGUGCUAGUCAGUAGUACUGUAAUUGUCUCAGUGUGAGUACUGUCAGAUGUCACAGACCUUAGUACUUUUUCAUGUUUGAUUUGCUUCAGUGUUUUCUGAUAAACAGCCAUCUGAUAAAAAUGAGACUUUUUCUCUAUGUGAAUGACCUUUGUUUACUGUCAGCAAAGUCAACCUUGUUAGACUUAACUAAAUACAACAUUCACAUCACUAAAUAUCCACAUAUUCUUACUGUUUUUGACACAGAAAUAUCCCACGAAGCCCAGUGAGUUUAAACAAGAAGACAAAGCCUAGGGAAAUGGACGAAAUGGUUCAUUCCUGAGAUUUAAUUAAUUUUUCAUUGAGGUUGAUACCCCCUAAGGCACACCUGAACUCACUCACAUAGGACACCAGCUGAGAACUUCUGUUGGGAGACCGACCCUCUCUGCCUGUGUGAAACAUCGCAGUGUUUUUUAUUUUCCCUGUGUAUAAAAACAUGGUAACAGAUAAUGUGCUGCUUCAUUCUGCUCACACUGAAUUCUCUGUUGAUCUGAGGACGUCAGUCAAACGAAGAUGUGUUUGUACAGAAGUUUUAUACCCUGAGAAAUAAAGAUUAUUUGUUUUAAUA
Messenger RNA from Lates calcarifer (barramundi perch), 6437 nucleotides. RefSeq names its product ras homolog family member Ua (gene rhoua). The transcript has 4 exons. Gene Ontology annotation, biological process: small GTPase-mediated signal transduction. The record is from RefSeq and is a predicted model, not a curated record. Gene Ontology annotation, molecular function: GTPase activity; GTP binding. NCBI's taxonomy places the organism in Eukaryota, Metazoa, Chordata, Actinopteri, Centropomidae. Bases 348 to 1151 code for a protein of 267 amino acids.